CUGGUUUUUACUUUUAUUUCAGCGGUGCUUCUGAAGACGAGACCAGAGGAGGAAUUGAAUCCAGUUCGAAUUGUGUGCCAAUAAACCAGUGCCAAGCCUUGAAGAUAAUGAUGAAAUGAAAGCUACUGGGAUUACUCUCAUUGUCCGUCCUUGGAACGAUCUCCACUCCAGUGAAUUUCCACAAACCAGAAACUAAGGAGGAGGUUCCAGCAGCGACAAUGAGCAUACACACAACCUUUACAUCUUUCCCUUCUUCAUCUUCUCAAUGGAAAUAUGAUGUCUUUCUGAGUUUUAGAGGUGAUGACACUCGCAAGGGUUUUACAGACCACUUAUACACUGCAUUGGAACAUCAAGGAAUUAGAAUUUUCAGGGAGGACCUUGAACUUCAAAAGGGGAUGGCUAUUUCUCCAGAGCUUUUGACUGCAAUUGAAGAGUUGAGGUUUGCACUCAUUGUUCUUUCACGAAAUUAUGUGUCAUCAACAUGGUGCCUAGAUGAACUUGUAAAGAUUCUUGAAUGCAUGGAAGAAACAAAAACAGUGCUGCCAAUUUUCUAUGAUGUUGAUCCCUCUGAUGUCCGAAAACAAACAGGAACUGUUGCAGAAGCCUUCAUUAAACAUGAAGAGAGGUUCGUGGAUGAUGCAAAGAAGGUACGAAAGUGGAGAGCUGCCUUAAAAAAAAGUAGCAAAUCUCUCUGGGUGGAAUUCAAAGGACUGGUACGAAUCAAAGCUCAUCAAAGAUAUUGCUGAAAUGUUACGGAGAAAAUUACUGUUUAGUUCAGUGGAGAACCAACUAGUUGGAAUUGAUUCAAGAUUGAAACCUAUCAACUUCCUCUUCGGUGCAGGGGUGGAUGAUGUUCGCUUUGUUGGGAUAUGGGGAGUGGGCGGUAUUGGUAAGACAACUAUUGCUAGAGUUGUACAUGAGAGAAUAUCUAAUGAAUUUGAAUUUAGUAUAUUUAUUGGCAAUGUUAGAAAUAUUGUUGAAAAAGGUGGUCUUGUUAGCCUACAGAAGCAACUUCUUUCUGGGAUAUGGAUGAAAAAGGAUGAUAUAUCAAACCUUCAUGAAGGCGCCAUGAUCAUAAGGAGGGUUUUAUGUCAGAAAAAGGUUCUUCUCAUUCUUGAUGGUGUGAAUCAUUUGGAACAAUUAGAAAGUGUGGCUGGAAAUCAUGAGUGAUUUGGUUUUGGGAGUAGAGUUCUCAUUACAACUAGAAAUGAGCAUUUGUUGAUCAAACAUGGAGUGGAGAGAAGAUUUCAGGUAAAGGGACUAAAAAGUGAAGAUGCUCUUCAACUGUUUAGUUGGAAAGCUUUUAAAAAGGAUUACCCUGAAAAGUAUUAUCUUAUUUUGUCUAAUCGCAUUGUGAGUUAUGUCAAAGGUCAUCCAUUAGCUCUUGAGGUCUUGGGAUCGUUCUUGCAUGGAAGAGGUUUAAGUGAAUGGAACAGUACGUUGGGAAAACUUGGAGUGUGCAACUUGGAAAUUUUUGAGGCAUUAAAAAUUAGUUAUGAUGGUCUAGAUGAUAAUGAGAAGAAAA
Molecule: messenger RNA, 1525 nt
Organism: Prunus avium (sweet cherry)
Lineage: Eukaryota; Viridiplantae; Streptophyta; Magnoliopsida; Rosales; Rosaceae
Source: RefSeq, a predicted model, not a curated record